This is a messenger RNA of Rotaria socialis, 783 nucleotides long. The record is from the annotation of a GenBank genome assembly. NCBI's taxonomy places the organism in Eukaryota, Metazoa, Rotifera, Eurotatoria, Philodinida, Philodinidae.
AUGUCUACAGAAGGAAUCGUACGUGGCUAUGAUUUUAUGGAUGCAUCAUCUAUCGAUGAACAUGUUAUAUGUGCUAUUUGUGCACAUCCUUUUAUCGAUCCAGUAGUUACUCCCUGCGAUCAUACAUUUUGCAAAACUUGCAUCAAAUCUUGGUUCGAUAAAAAAUCAGAAUGCUAUUUAUGCCGAAAAGGUGGACUCUCGAUGAAAGCACUUCGUCCAGCUAAUCACUGUAUGAUGAAUAUACUUGAUAAGAUUCUUGUUCGAUGCCUAGCUUGUGAAGACGAAAAUAUUCGACGUGGUGACUUUGCCGAUCACUUGGAAAACCAUUGUCUCUAUCAUCCACAGAAAUGUUCAGCUAGUGAUCUAAAAUGUCCUUGGGUUGGAUUACGAAACCAAGCAAAAUCGCAUCACUCUGCUUGCGUUUUUGAAACGUUGAGACCAGCUUUCGAAGAUAUUCUGACACGACUUCAUACCAUCGAGAAAGAGAACAAGUCGCUUCGAUCUGAAAAUAAUGAUUUAAAAGAAGAACUAAUGACGCUGGAGCGCGAGUACAACGAAUUGGAAGGUGUAAUAAAGAAUAACGAGGAACACGGGCACUCAAGACGCACAGGUAAAAAUGUCUCCAAAUCUAAAAAGUCAUCUGAUUACGCUCCAGAGCUUCGAGACAAACAUCACCAUAUGUUCACUAGCGACGAUGAUAAAGACGAGACAACACGCAACAUAAACACUCAUUUGCCAGCUACGCAUGAGGGAAACGCCAAUGCGUCACAUAAACAUUCUUAA